UCUCCCUUCUCCUAAAUCAUUGAAGCUCCAACAUGUUUAUUUAUCUAUUUACUUAGAGUCACUCUUUCACACUCACAUUCACUUAGCAUUCAGCUACUCUGUUUCUUCUUUCUUCUUUCUUCUCUUCCUCUGCUUUAACCCUGUUUCUUCUUUCUUUCUCUGAAUCCAAGAAUGUAUGCAGAAACCGGCCUUCUCUUACCACACAUGCAGAACUUCUCUAAUCACGACCUUCAUCAACUCGACGAGUACUGCAACACCUUCAAGUCUAAUGCUUCAUUGAGUGAUCCUGUUCAAUCUUCUGUCAUGUCGGAGUAUGAUUUGGCAGCAGAGGGUGAUCUGUUCAAAGCCCCGGAACCUGUUUUUGAAGAGUCAUUCAUGAACCUGGAUCCUGUGACAGCAGCCAUCUCAAUGAUAUCUUGUGGGGAAGAUGUCUCCUCACAGGGACUAAAAUCUGCUGAUAUUGAUGUUCUUCAAAAGGAACAGCUUCUGAGUGAUGUGUUUUAUGAGUGUGAAAAGGAUCUCUUAGAAAAGGCAGCAAUAGACUUGCCGUUCUCCGAUAUUCUGGAAAUCAAAGUUCCUGUUCUUAACACAGAGGAGAACUCAAUUGAAGAAAAGAAACAAUUUCUAGACAUGCCACCAUUACCAAAGAGUGUCAGUUCAGGAAGUUUGAGCUCAAUGGACUGGAUGCAUGGAGCUACAAUGAAGCCUGCUUUCCUCGAUGUCCCAGGAAUAGAUUUCGAUGAAGUUUAUGGCAUGAGGAGAUCAUUUAGUGAGGGAGAUAUAAAGACUUUAGGUAAUGGCAAUCUGAACAUAGUCCAGUCUCCCCACGAGAGGCGUUUGCUUAUCGGCAGUAGCAUCAAAGAGGAACGCCAAGAGAAGCUAUCCAGAUACAGGAAUAAGAAGACAAAGAGGAAUUUUGGAAGGAAAAUCAAGUAUGCUUGCAGGAAGGCUCUUGCUGACAGCCAGCCUAGAAUCCGUGGAAGAUUUGCGAAGACCGAAGAAUAUGAUACCAAGAGGCAAUGAUUUUCAACUCGUUCAGUAGGAAGAAAGUAGAGCCAAGCUAAUGCAUCUGAUGAAGCUUAUAUGGAAGAUCUAGGAGCAAUAUGUGCCUAGAAAUUAAAUAUAAAUGGUGGAUUCUGUAAACUAGACACAUAUUGGCAAUAAACAAAGAACUCAAGCUCUAGUGUAAAAGAAAAAUGAAAGAAAGAAGAAAAAGGAAUGUAGCUCCUUACUCCUUAGGAUAGUUCAUCUCUUAUCUGCUGUAAUAAUGUUCUCUGUUGAUGGAAAUGGUCUUCUAAAUAUGUAAAUAGGUUUGUCCAAUAAAAGAAGGAAAAAGAAAAAAUGUACUAUAUGUGAUGAUGGAAUGGCAAUGUUUAGUUCUGUUAGUUA
Arachis duranensis is the source of this 1389-nucleotide messenger RNA. RefSeq lists its product as uncharacterized. Gene Ontology annotation, cellular component: nucleus. NCBI's taxonomy places the organism in Eukaryota, Viridiplantae, Streptophyta, Magnoliopsida, Fabales, Fabaceae. Gene Ontology annotation, molecular function: protein binding. Gene Ontology annotation, biological process: regulation of flower development. The coding region runs from base 172 to 1023 and encodes 283 amino acids. The record is from RefSeq and is a predicted model, not a curated record. The transcript is spliced from 4 exons.